AUGGAAAUGUGUGAGCGGAAUCCUUUAAAUCCCGGUUAUGUCGGAUCCCUGUUGAACUUCGCUCCCCCCGACUCGCUGUACUUGUCCAACCUGCGCGGCAAUGGAGCCCACAUGCCCGGGCUGCACCAGCUCCCGUACGGCCGGAGAGACGUGUGCGCGCACCCGUGGACUCCCUCAAGUUCGUGUGGACCUGCACCACCUCCAGCUCAGGCCCGCGCCUUCGGCGGUUUCUGCCCCCCGUUUGUGUCCGGCGGCCACGUCAAGGCGCAUCUGGAGGCGCAGCAGGAAGAGGCUCGCUGCUUCCAGGAGACAAGCCGGAAGACAGAGGAGUCCUGCGGGCCGGAUGGGGCUUACGCCUCAGAGCACGGGCUCCGAGCUUACUCUGAGCUGGACGGCUCUGUGACGCAACUCGGUCCAGAGUCAGCAGCUCCACUGAACAGCACCAAACAGGAGCCAGACCCCACAGAGACCGCAUCAACUGAGGCGUGCUGCAGGACGACUUUUGGCCAAGGUGUCCCGUGGUGCUCCUCGCAUGUCAAAACGAGGAAGAAGAGGAAGCCUUACUCCAAGCUCCAGCUGGCUGAACUUGAGAAUGAAUUUCUGAUGCAUGAAUUCAUCACGCGACAGAAACGCAAAGAACUGUCGGACAGACUGGAGCUGAGCGACCAGCAGGUGAAAAUCUGGUUUCAGAACCGCAGGAUGAAGAAGAAGCGACUGAUGGUGCGCGAGCAGGCUUUUUCCGUGUACUGAUUGGACUUGGUCCUGACCAGCAUUA
This is a messenger RNA of Nematolebias whitei (Rio pearlfish), 775 nucleotides long. It is a transcript of the gene hoxd12a, whose product is annotated as homeobox D12a. The transcript has 2 exons. The record is from RefSeq and is a predicted model, not a curated record. Gene Ontology annotation, biological process: regulation of DNA-templated transcription. NCBI's taxonomy places the organism in Eukaryota, Metazoa, Chordata, Actinopteri, Cyprinodontiformes, Rivulidae. Gene Ontology annotation, molecular function: sequence-specific double-stranded DNA binding; DNA-binding transcription factor activity, RNA polymerase II-specific. Bases 1 to 750 code for a protein of 249 amino acids.